Pteropus alecto (black flying fox) is the source of this 9778-nucleotide messenger RNA. RefSeq names its product transmembrane channel like 2 (gene TMC2). Gene Ontology annotation, molecular function: mechanosensitive monoatomic ion channel activity. Gene Ontology annotation, biological process: vestibular reflex; detection of mechanical stimulus involved in sensory perception of sound. Lineage: Eukaryota; Metazoa; Chordata; Mammalia; Chiroptera; Pteropodidae. Gene Ontology annotation, cellular component: plasma membrane. The record is from RefSeq and is a predicted model, not a curated record. The transcript has 20 exons. The coding region runs from base 1 to 2715 and encodes 904 amino acids.
AUGAGUCGCCAACUAAAGGGCCUGGGGGAAGCAGAAGGUGGAAGAAGAGGGAGGAUGAAGAACGGAUCUCCAGGCACAGGUGACAGGUCUGGGAGGAGACCCUCCAGGAAGCAGGCCCCCAAAGCCAAGGGUGUGGCGGGCAGGUGCAGAGACCCACCUGGCCAGAAGGAGCAGGCCAGUGGCAGCCCAAGGGCGGGCUCCCCCAGGAGGAAGCAGGCAGAGCACAGAAGACGAGAGGAGCUGGGGGAAUGGAAGCGGAGCACUUCAGAGAGGACUCUUGAGGGGAGGAGGAAGAGGGAUGGGAGGACUUCUUUCAAGGAGCAGAAAGCACCCCUGAAGAAGGAAAAGGAGAUGCAGAGGAAGGAAGAGAUACGGAAGCAGCGGAAGAAACACAGAUCACCUUCUGUAGCCUCCGGUACCUCUGGCAGGGCAUCUCUGUCGGAGGAGGAGCUGGCCCGGAUCUUGGAGCAGGUAGAAGACAAGAAGAAGCUCAUUGCUACCAUGCGCAACAAGCCCUGGCCCAUGACAAAGAAGCUCACGGAGCUCAGGGAGGCCCAAGAAUUUGUGGAGAAGUAUGAAGGAGCCUUGGGAAAGGGGAAAGGCAAGCGACUCUACGCCUAUAAGAUGCUGAUGGCUAAGAAAUGGGUCAAGUUUAAGAGAGACUUUGAUAAUUUCAAGACUCAAUGUAUUCCCUGGGAAAUGAAGAUCAAGGACAUUGAAAGUCACUUUGGUUCUUCAGUGGCAUCAUAUUUCAUCUUUCUCCGAUGGAUGUAUGGUGUUAACCUCGUCCUUUUUGGCUUAAUAUUUGGUCUAGUCAUAAUACCAGAGGUACUGAUGGGCAUGCCCUAUGGAAGUAUACCCAGAAAGACAGUGCCUCGGGCUGAGGAAGAAAAAGCUAUGGAUUUUUCUGUCCUUUGGGAUUUUGAGGGCUAUAUUAAAUAUUCUGCUCUCUUCUACGGCUACUACAAUGACCAGAGGACCAUCGGGUGGCUGAGGUACAGAUUGCCCAUGGCUUACUUUAUGGUGGGGGUCAGCGUGUUCGGCUAUAGCCUGAUGAUUGUCAUUAGAUCGAUGGCCAGCAACACCCAGGGCGGCACGAGUGAAGGGGAGAAUGAUAACUUCACAUUCAGCUUCAAGAUGUUCACCAGCUGGGACUACCUGAUAGGGAAUUCAGAGACAGCCGACAACAAAUAUGCCUCCAUCACCACCAGCUUCAAGGAAUCAAUAGUAGAUGAACAGGAGAGUAACAAAGAAGAAAAUAUCCACCUGACAAGAUUUCUCCGUGUCCUGGCCAACUUCCUCAUCAUCUGUUGUUUGUGUGGAAGUGGGUACCUCAUUUACUUUGUAGUGAAGCGAUCCCAGGAAUUCUCCAAAAUGCAGAACGUCAGCUGGUAUGAAAGGAAUGAGGUAGAAAUUGUGAUGUCUCUGCUUGGGAUGUUUUGUCCUCCUCUGUUUGAAACCAUCGCCGCCCUGGAGAAUUACCACCCACGCAUUGGACUGAAGUGGCAGCUGGGACGCAUCUUUGCACUUUUUCUGGGGAACCUCUACACAUUUCUCUUGGCUCUGAUGGAUGACGUCCACCUCAAGCUUUCUAAUGAAGAGACAAUAAAGAACAUCACUCACUGGACUCUGUUUAACUAUUACAACUCCUCGGGUUGGAAUGAGAGUGUCCCCCGGCCACCCCUGCAUCCUGCUGAUGUGCCCCGUGGUUCUUGCUGGGAGACAGCCGUGGGCAUUGAAUUCAUGAGGCUGACGGUGUCCGACAUGCUGGUAACAUACAUCACCAUCCUGCUGGGGGACUUCCUGAGGGCUUGUUUUGUCCGGUUCAUGAACUACUGCUGGUGCUGGGACCUGGAAGCUGGAUUUCCUUCAUAUGCGGAGUUUGAUAUUAGUGGAAAUGUACUCGGUUUGAUCUUCAACCAAGGAAUGAUCUGGAUGGGCUCUUUCUAUGCUCCGGGACUGGUGGGCAUCAACGUGCUGCGCCUGCUGACCUCCAUGUACUUCCAGUGCUGGGCAGUGAUGAGCAGCAACGUCCCCCACGAACGUGUGUUCAAAGCCUCCCGUUCCAACAACUUCUACAUGGGCCUCCUGCUGCUGGUGCUCUUCCUCAGCCUCCUGCCGGUGGCCUACACCAUCAUGUCCCUCCCACCCUCCUUUGACUGCGGACCAUUCAGUGGGAAAAACAGAAUGUACGACAUCAUCCAAGAGACAGUUGAAAACGAUUUCCCAACCUUCCUGGGCAAGAUCUUUGCUUUCCUCGCCAAUCCAGGCCUGAUCAUUCCAGCCAUCCUGCUGAUGUUCCUGGCCAUCUACUACCUGAACUCAGUUUCCAAAAGCCUUUCCCGAGCUAAUGCCCAACUGAGGAAGAAAAUCCAAGCGCUCCGUGAAGUUGAGAAGAGCCACAAAUCUGUCAAAGGCAGAGCCACAGCCAGAGAUUCAGAGGACACAGCUAAAGGCAGCUCCAAAAAUGCCACCCAGCUUCAACUCACCAAAGCAGGUACCACGCCUCACUCUACCAGCCAAAGCCAGACCCUGGACAAGAAGGCUCAGGGCCCUGGGACCUGCAGUUCUGCUAGCAGGACCAUGCUGCCUGCCUCCAGGCACCUCCCUAUAUCUCAGCCGCCUGGCAUCAGAUCAGAUUCUGGCCAACCCCAGCCUCAGACUCAUCCUGGAAGAUCCGCUUCUAGAAAGAGUACCCAGAGACCUCCCCAGUGACAGCUGGGACUCACAGGAGCGCCAUCUAGGGGCUGGUCCUCGGGCCCCACCACCUCACACACCCAAAUUGGUAUUCUCUCUUCCUCUCUCCUCUCACACACGCACAUUUUCUCUCCUUUUUCUGAACAUGGGAAGUUUGAUUACUUAAUCUCAGGCCCUUGUAGUUACAAAAAGGAGAGGAAAAUGGUUUCGUCUGCCCUUUAGGGGAGCUGAGCCAUCUGCUACCCCAUAACCAUCCUUCCCAGUAUCUUGAUUCAGGUAGCUCUGGACUUUGCAUUCAUGGUGGUUUCCCUUGUCUCCAGACUAUGAAAGGAGGGGUCAAGGCCACGACCACUAGCAUAAGACUUUUUUUCACGGCACCCAUGUUGGGACAUAGGUUUCUGCCAGCUCCACCAACCAGGAGGGUGCAGAGGUGCCCACAUUCCUGACUAUCCCCUCUAUCCAAAGGAAGUGAGGUAGUUAAAAUAAAGGUACAAGAAGCUACCGAAAAUAAAAGUAAAUGAACCAAAGUCCAGCUAUGGUGAGUGGAAAGAUGGUGAUACCCAGUCUAAGCCCAGUCAGGACCCAGUCUGAGGCAAGCUGGUGCCUUUAAGCACCAAGAAUGCACUGGAGCCCUCCUAGCAGCAAGGCAAGGAAGGAGCAGUGAGUAGCCUAGUUCUUCUUAUCUGAUUGAAAGAAACUUAAAAGAUUGCCCAAGGCAGAAAUAUCUUUCUCAUGCACCAAAUUCUAAAGGAAUUUGAUAGCCUGCUUAUUGUAUAAGGGACUUGAAGGUGGUUUCUUUGAGUUUUGUAAAGGGUGCAAUGCAAAGCCUUGUCUCUGGUGGUUCUAUGUUCACCUAGUGUCAUGUGUGGCUCUAUACAGAAUGACUCCUAGGGGGCAUAAGCUGGGAAGGCCAGACCAUUGAGAGGCCUUGCCAACAAGGGCAAAGGCUUAGCACGGUCACAGUCCAGGACCCUUCCACUGCCCAGGUACCUUGUAGGCAGUUCCCCCCUUUCCUCUACCCCAUGCUCCCAGACCCAGGUGAACAUGUGGCUUCGAGAUCAAGGGAUCAUCUCACCAAUGUCUCUGAGUGUUCUGAAGGGAAUCCUCUCCCUCAGUCACCACCAAGCCAUGUCCCCAGAGGUUCUCAGGAGAAUUCCUCACAUCCUGGAAGUCAAGCAAAGUCUUGGUAGAGAUUUUAUAGAGAUUUCAUAAGCUAUACAGUUAGGAUAAUUUCCAACUUCCCUUCCAAUUCUUUCUCCUUCCUGACCCAGCACCAAAACUUCACACAACCUGGAUGGAAUGGGAAUGGGGACAUGUGACUGAGAGAAAUGAUAAAUUAUUUCACCCCUGUCCAGAUCCAGGCAAGGCUAAAGAUGAGGCUGAUGCCUCAUCUCCAUGGAAUGGAGAUCCAAACCCAAAUCCAAAAAUGUUUGUCUAUUAUAUGCCUUCUUCUGGAAGGACACACCCAUAGCCCUGAGCUAACCUGAGACCUGGACCAGGAGAUCUAACCCAGCUAAUUAGGGCUGGAAGGCCCAAAGAUGGCCACCACACCGAUGGUUGGCCUUCAAGUUAUCCUGCCUGAGAAUAUUGCCAGCCCCUGGGGAAGCGAACAAGAGGCCUGAGUCACCAGCCUCCUAGUGAUCACUGUCAGGUUUCUGAUGGCUAUCAAUACACCUAAACAUCUACCAUAAACACAAAUUAUCCUGUUCUGAUGAGGCAUAAUUUUAUGUGAGGGAAUUUAUUUGCUAUCUAUUGCUGCACAACAAAUUGUUCCCCAAACUUAAUAGCUUAAAAAAAUAAACAUUAUUAUCUCAUACAGUGUCUGUGGGUCAAGAAUUUGAGAGUGGCUUUACUGGGCAGUUCUGAUUCUGGAUAGCACAGUCAAGAUCUCAGGCAGGGCAACAGCCAUUGGAAGACCUGACUGGGGCUGGAAGAUCUGUUUGCAGGAUGGCGCACACAUAUAGCUAUUAGCGAAAGGCUUUGCAUCCUUGCUGGCUAACAGGAGACUUUGAUUACUACCCAUGCGAACCUCUCCAUAGGGCUGAUGGGGUGUCCUCACAACAUAGCCACUAGUUUCCCCUAGAGCAAGUGAUCCGAGAGAGAGAGCAAGAAGGAAAUCACAAUGCCUUCUCUAACCUAGUUUCAGAAGUUACACCAUUUAUUCUACCACUUUCUACUCAUUAGAAGUGAGUCACUAAGUCUAGCACAUACUCAAAAGGAAGAUUAGGCUGUAUCUCUUGAAGGGGGUGUUUAUCAAAGAAUUUUUGACAUAUUUUAACAGAUUUCCUAAUUCAAAUAGUUACAAAACCUCUAUCAAGAAAACUGUAAAGUUUUUAUAAGAGACAUCCAUCAGAGGAUUAGUUAAUGGUGACUUCUGGGAUCCUGAAGCAAGGAAACUUCUGGUGAGCUAGGGAGAUGGGUAGAGGAGGAAAGCACAGGUAAGAGAGGAAGGGUGUUGAUGUGGUAUGGCUUUAUAGCCGGGUCAUAUUAGAUUACCAUCUCUGCAUUCUCCAGUUUGAUCUUCCAGGUCAUUCCAUCUCAUAACUUCACUAUUUAGCCUGUCCAGGGGCCAUCAGGGAUGAAGAACAUCUUCCUUCCUUCUCUUUCCUUCCUUCUGUCCUUUCUUCCUCCCUUUCUCCCUCCCUCUGCCUCCCUUCUCUUUCUCUCUUUCCUCAGUUUUCCUAAGAAUGAUUUGAACUAGAAAGUCUAUUUAACAAUUUAUCCAGAGAAUUACGGCUAGUGUCUUACUGAUAUUACCCUAGUUUGUCUGUGUAUUACUUACUAAGCGGAAAUAAAACAGACACUAUUUUAUCUGUCAGAAGCUAUUUUUGCAGGAAGAUCCUUUCAUUUCUAAUAAUCUAUAUGCUCAAUGUCCAUAAAGAGCUCCAUUUCACACAGAAUCACAUAAGUAGGAACACACUUUUGGUGAAGAUCAAAGGGGUCACCUGAUCUCCCCAUGACUGGCACAUUUACAGAAACUGGGGAGCGAUGCACCAGCCAGUAGGGGAACCAGGGCAGGGUACCAAUAGCAUCCACCACUACACUGGUGAUCCUUAAUUCAGUAGUCACUUCAGAUAUGCUCUGUAGAGCCCCACCCACAGCUGGGGCACCAAAGUCCCUCAUGCUCUGUAAGGAACAAUAAGAAAUAAACCAGCCAUGCAGAAAGGGACAUUUGUCUCUCUUGAUUUUGGCAUAAGUGGAGAAAAAUUCUCCCUUGAGAACUGAUAUCCACAAGACAGCCCUCAGACAGAGAACUGAAUUUCCCAUACCAACUGUAGGCUCAAAAAACUCAAAUGGAAAUUUUUAAUUUAAAGUGAUCUUAGUUAAUAGUACCUCCAAGAAAAUGGGGUGGGGGGGUGGAUAGGAGGAAACAAACAAACAAACAAACAAACAAAUAGAAAGGAUGGAAGGGGACAGAAAUCAAAUAUAUUGGGAAUCAAAAUAAAUGCAAAUGGACAAAACCAUCCAGGUAGAAAACAAAAAUCAGAUGAACAUUUAAAAAAUCCACAUGCUAUUUCCAAGAGAUACCUUUAAAACCUAAGGAUAGGAUGGUAGGGACUUUAUCCCUUUGGUUUCUAGGGAACAAAAACUUAAAUACAAUCUCAAGGGCAAAAUCACCAGGUGUGGGAGUACAAUCCAGUUUUGUAUGCUGGGCUUGUUUCUGAGUGCUGAGAAUUUCUAUUAAAGAUAGCUGUCUGCAGUACUAUGCCAGAUAAUUUAUUCUUCAAUGCAGUAUUAGGUUGGAAAAUGUAAAGAAAGGCCCAAGAUCAUGGUUGGGGCACAUGAGGUAUAUAGAGCAUACAAGUAUCUCCACCACCAAACCAUGUCUGGAAAAUGAGUCCUAUAAACACAACCUCCAAAUUCUGUUAUGAAGAUUCAACAAGUUGACACAUGUAAGACUUAUGCUAAGUGAUCAAUAAAUUACAGAUAUUAUCACAGGCAUGGAUAAGAUUAAAUAUCCUCAGGCUCAGGUUAUGAAUACAAACAUCAUCAACUAAACAAAACUUUUAUCCUAUAAUCCUAAUCAACUCUGGGCUUCAGAGUCAUAACCAAAAUAAUGACUGUGGUUAGCUGUGUCCAAAAAAGUCAAGGAAUGCUGGGCUAGAUGGUCUUCCUCGGAUGCUUUUCACUCCUUUGUGUCUAUGGAAAGAAAUGUUGCAUAUAUGUGUAACUCAUUACCAAAGACUGUUGUUGCAUGGUUUCUUUCAACAUUUGAGAAAAAGGCUAAGGAAUUGUUAGGAGCCCUUCCAAUUUGAUGGGGUUUUUCUCAUUCGCUAAAUGAGGGUCAAGUGCCACCAUCUUUUGGUUGUUUCAUGCAAUUUCUUUUCCUGAAGCUCUCCCUAGUCACUGGAAUUUAAACAGUCAUGUUCAGUUUAACAUCAGGAAUAUGUUCUGAGAUAUGCAUCAUUAGGAAAUUUUGUUGUGCAAACACCACAGAGUGCACUUACACAAACCUAGAUGGUAUAGCCUGCUACACACCUAGGUUAUAUGGCAUACCACCACCGCAUAUAAGGUCUGUCCUUAUGUGGCACAUGACUGUAGCACAUUCCAUUUCCAUAGGUCUCCAUUAGUGUUGCCCAUUGUAUAGAGUAAAAACUCUGAGUUAAUUUACAUCAAAAUGUCAGAGUAAGCCAUAGACUGAACUAAAUAAAAGAGGAACAGAUGCUACAGUGUACGAUCCUUCUCAAUGGGUAAAUAUCCUAUCUAUAAAGAAAAGGCCCCAAGUGCCAUGUGGCUUUAAAGCUUGCAUCUGGAACAUUCCUGGGAAACCCAAAGCACCCUCUCAGCCCUGCUGCCCAUGCAGGACAUUUUCUCAGCUGGAAGUUUUUGAGAAAUCUAUCUUGCACAUCAUCUCCAAACUAAUCUCCAAACACUGCUUGAUGGUGAAUAAGAGUCUUAUCAGACCCAAGCCAGUCAUCUUGGCCUUCACUCAAGGCUUAUGUUCUAGAUUUUAUGUACUAGAUCCUUCAAUCUUCUAUCCAACUACUGACCAGAAUGAAUCUUAGACCUCUAGCAGGUUCUUCUCUUGCUUCUGGCUUUUGCUUCUACUUUCUUUCCUUCCUCCGUUAAUGACUUACACAUUCUUCCAUAAAUACGGAAUUGAAGUAUUCUGGCAAUGCUAAGUCUUCCUCAGGAGCUCUGGCCCCCCAAAUUGUCUUCCAGUUAGCCUUCCCUACUAUUGCAUUUCAGCACUUGGUUAUGUUCAAUCUCCCAGGAUUAUAAAGUCUCUGAAGUCAGAGGUUAAAGGUUAGUUUUCCAUUGUUUUCAUUAUUCCCCCAGAUCUCUGCAUUGCUUACUCCCUUGCUUAAGGAUCUCUGCUCAAAUGUCACCUCUUCACUGAGGGCCUCUAUAAAAUAGAGUGCACCAUUCCUUAACACUUACCAACACCUGAUGCACGACAUAGUUAUUUGAUUUUCCAUUUCACCCCAGAAUGUAAACUUGGUGACUUGGUUUGCUUACUACUGUAUCCCUGCACCUAAAGAUACCUGGUAUACAAUAGGCAUUUGAAUAGAACUGAGUAAAGCAGUUGGCCCUCCCAAAUGUGGGUGGGCAUCACCCAAUCCUUCAACUGCCAGAACAAAAGGUAAAGGAAGGGCAAAUUAGUUCUAUUUCUGUUUGAGAUGAGACAUCCAUCUUCUCCUCUUCUUGGACAUUGGUGCUCCUGGUUCUCAUGCUUUCAGACUCAGAUACAGAUUUAUCUAACCAAAUACAACUGUGGUUAGCUUUCAGUUCAGUGAUUCUCGGGCUUUUUGUAUUUAAUCCACAGAAAUGUGUUUAUAUGAUUUAUAUACAUAUAUACUAGAUAUGUGUGCAUAUAUAUUUUUACAUGCAUGUGUAUAUUUAUAUACACAUGUAUAUGUGUUUAGCUGAGACAAAAGGUUUACAAAUCAAUACCUCAUUCUCUGUGUGACAAUUAUUUCCUAUUCAUGUUUUUUUAAUGCUGGCCAAGAAAGUCUAAAUUAAUUCUGCAAUCCAUUAAUGGAUUCGACUUCUUAAAAACCUCUACCUUAGUAGAUAAGCACCGGUAACCCCAGGAAUAUUUAGGAUCAAAGUCAUAGCAUUAAUACUCUCCAUUACAUUUUGGAACUAUCUAUUUACUUUGGUAUUUAUGUUUUGGAGAAUUUAAUAAUAAUUAUUUUUGCAACUCCAUUUGAAAAUGUGAAAUGGAGUAACUAAUUCAAAUUCAUGAUUGUAAGUGGAUAUAUGUAACAAUUUAACCACGUUUGCAAGUACUAUUGAGAUUAUGAGAUUUUAAGGUUUAUCAACCACAUUUUUAAGUUUACAUUUUAGGUUUUAAGAGUGGGCUCAGUACUUGGAUUUUGUCAAGUAACUGAAUUGUUUAAGAAGAAAAUAAAUUAAAUUUAUAAAUAUACUUUAGUUAUGAGAAUUUAAGUUAUAAAAAUCCCCAAAGAUUUUUUAAAAAUUUACAGCAUAUAUACCACUUUAGGGUAAAGUUUUAAUAUUAUUAAAGCAAAGGUAAUUCCUAGAGUCCCCUGAGUGUAGAAAAGCCACUCUCGUGCAUAGGGCAGCAGCUCCAAUUCACUUUGAGCUAACUGGGUGUUAAUUUAAAAGCUUUUCAAAAGGGUGAGCAACACGUGGUCCCCCAAGAGGAGCUGGGUUCUGCUCAAGGGGAACAGGAAAUCGACCUGGGAAGAGGUGGAAUCGUCUUUCCCACUUUAUCGCCUGUCACGUCAUUUUAAAAAAAUAAUAGGUAAAAGACAAUUUAAAAGCACUAAACCAGCCACGAGGAGUGACGUUUUCUCAGGGUCUGCGCGCCCCAGACCCUGCUUCUGCCCGGGUGAGGAAGAAAUGGUGCGCAGCCCACCAGGCUCUGGAAGGCGGGCACAAGAGGGUCCUGGGGGUAGUGGGGUGCAAGGUCACCCGCGCUGCGGAAAGCGGGGUCCACAAGUUUCUGCUUGGGCACGCAGACCGGAUUUCACCUUAGCUCUACGGCCCGUAAUUUAUAUGAUGAACCCAUGAGGGCCUGCACUAUUACCAGAAAAGCGUUUUUCCAAACCGUUUUUGCAGCCUGCAGUGACCCAGCAGCGGCCCGCGCGCCCUGGGAAACAGCGUCUGCCCA